Arabidopsis lyrata subsp. lyrata is the source of this 951-nucleotide messenger RNA. RefSeq names its product glutathione S-transferase F4. The record is from RefSeq and is a predicted model, not a curated record. Gene Ontology annotation, cellular component: cytoplasm. The transcript is spliced from 4 exons. The coding region runs from base 58 to 789 and encodes 243 amino acids. Gene Ontology annotation, molecular function: glutathione binding; glutathione transferase activity. Lineage: Eukaryota; Viridiplantae; Streptophyta; Magnoliopsida; Brassicales; Brassicaceae.
UGGAGGAGCUAUAUAUAUACAUGAAAAAAACUAAACAAUUCUAUCUAUAUAGUAUAUAUGGACUGCUUACAGAUGGUGUUCAAGUUAUUGCCAAACUGGAAACGUGAGGCAGAAGUUAAAAAGCUCGGUUACAAGGUUCAUGGCGAUCCUUUCUCCACCAACACAAGGCGUGUCCUCGCUGUUCUCCAUGAGAAAGGACUCUCUUACGAGCCCAUUACCGUCAAACUGCAAACCGAUGAACACAAAAGGGAACCUUUCCUCUCUCUCAAUCCAUUUGGUCAAGUCCCUGUUUUUGAAGAUGGAAAUGUUAAGCUGUAUGAAUCCCGAGCCAUCACACAAUACAUUGCAUAUGUUCAUAGCUCAAGAGGCACACAGCUUCUGAAUCUUAGAAGUCACGAGACAAUGGCAACUCUAACAAUGUGGAUGGAAAUCGAAGCUCAUCAGUUCGAUCCACCCGCAUCAAAACUCACUUGGGAACAAGUCAUUAAGCCUAUCUACGGUCUAGAGACUGACCAAACAAUCGUCAAAGAGAACGAGGCUAUUCUAGAGAAAGUUCUAAAUGUCUACGAGAAACGACUCGAAGAAUCUAGAUUCUUGGCUUGUAAUAGCUUUACUUUGGUUGAUCUUCAUCACCUGCCAAACAUACAAUACCUUUUGGGAACUCCAACAAAGAUACUGUUCGAAAAACGAACCAAAGUGCGUAAGUGGGUGGAUGAGAUUACGAGUAGAGAGGCUUGGAAGAUGGCCUGUGAUCAAGAGAAAUCUUGGUCUAAUAAGCAAAGGAACUAAAUGAAAGCAGAAGUAAACUUUAUGUGUGAAUGAAUGUGUUUGUGUGUUGAGUUUGGGUCUUUGUUCGUAAGCUUGUGUGUUGUUUGUUGCUUGGUGAAUCUUAUAAGAUGCUUUGUGUUUGAUUAAUAUAUGUUUGAUAUAAAUAAAUAUUAUUUAAACUAA